Eucalyptus grandis is the source of this 1290-nucleotide messenger RNA. Its product is annotated as probable aquaporin PIP2-5. Gene Ontology annotation, biological process: transmembrane transport. The coding region runs from base 89 to 943 and encodes 284 amino acids. Lineage: Eukaryota; Viridiplantae; Streptophyta; Magnoliopsida; Myrtales; Myrtaceae. Gene Ontology annotation, molecular function: water channel activity. Gene Ontology annotation, cellular component: plasma membrane. The record is from RefSeq and is a predicted model, not a curated record. The transcript has 3 exons.
CUCACGCACAAUCCCACAACACGCGCACAAAAACCAAUAAGCUAAGAGCAUUCGAAGUAGAAGCCCGGACGAGAGAGAAGCCAAGCAAAUGGGGAAGGACAUGGAAUCUGGGGAGCCGCCGAUCGGCGCCAGGGACUACCAGGACCCGCCCCCCGCCCCUUUGGUCGACCCGGAGGAGCUGGGCAAGUGGUCGUUCUACCGCGCCCUCAUCGCGGAGUUCAUCGCCACGAUGUUGUUCCUCUACAUCACCGUCUUGACCGUGAUAGGUUACAAGAGUCAGGUCGACCCGGCCUUGAACGGCACCGAGUGUGACGGUGUCGGUAUUCUUGGCAUCGCAUGGGCCUUCGGAGGCAUGAUUUUUGUCCUCGUUUAUUGUACCGCUGGUAUUUCUGGUGGGCACAUAAACCCGGCGGUGACCUUCGGUCUCUUCCUGGCGCGCAAGGUGUCGCUCGUCCGGGCUGUGAUGUACAUGGUAGCGCAGUGCCUUGGCGCCAUUUGCGGGUGUGGACUGGUGAAGGCGUUCCAGAAGGCGCGCUACACCCGGUACGGUGGCGGCGCGAACGAGCUGUCUGAUGGGUACAGCAAGGGCGUGGGGCUAGGGGUGGAGAUCAUCGGCACCUUCGUCCUGGUGUACACCGUGUUCUCGGCCACUGAUCCAAAGCGAAACGCCAGGGACUCUCACGUUCCUGUGUUGGCACCGUUGCCCAUAGGGUUUGCAGUCUUCAUGGUUCAUCUGGCAACAAUCCCCGUAACGGGCACUGGCAUAAAUCCAGCAAGGAGCUUAGGAGCUGCUGUGAUGUACAACAAGGACAAGGCUUGGGACGACCAGUGGAUGUUCUGGGUUGGGCCAUUCAUUGGGGCUGCGAUUGCUGCAUUCUAUUACCAGUACAUCUUGAGAGCUGGAGCCGUCAAGGCCUUUGGUUCCUCCAGGAGCAACGCGUGAAACUCAGGAUAAGUUUUUUAAUUCCUCCGUUUCAAGGGUCAGAGCUGGAUCAAGGGGAGGGUCACAGCAAAAUGUGGAUAAAAAAUUUGCCCUUUUGGAGUGUGUCUUGCUUCUUGUCUUCUGAUUUUUCUUUUUUGUUUUCCCAACUCUCUGAUCUUUUAGCUGUAUUCCCGAGUGCUGGUUGUUGUGGUCAUUUGCUGUUCUCUUCUCUUUUCGACUUUGCAAGUGGUGUGAUGGGUUGCAACAAUGCAAAUAUGUUAAUUUUCUAGUAACUUCUCUCUUUGCAUUGUGCUAUAUAUAAUCCAUGCUCUUAAUGGAAGUUUUCGUGAACAUACGGUUUAAGUUUA